UGAUUUUAAUUCAAAAGAACACUCCCUCGUUGAAAAAGCACGGGAAACAACAACCAACAAGAGAGAGCUCUCUCCGUCGAAUUUCCACCAGACUCCUCCAUACAUCGUCCCCUUCUUUCAAACCCUUUUCAAAUCCCUCUUUCGCAUUUUCAAGCUCUCUGCAAACCCUAGCCAUGCCGCUCACUAUCCUCUCUGUUUGAAUUACAACAACCGAGAGGUCCGUCGUUUCAUUCGCCGGCGACCGCUGGGCUUUAGAUGGCUGAAACGCUGUCGUUUCACGUGGCAUCGGCUAGGGUUUUCAAUUUUUUGUUCCUUCAAUCUCAGAUCUCCUGGGGACCCACUUGAAUCACCGAUCGUCGAAAUUCGAAAAAGUAAGGAUUGAAAUUGUUACCGGUAUGGCUGCCGGAAAGGGAGGGUUGUUUUUUGAGAAAAUAUGGAGAUUCGUACGGACGAUAUAUUUCAUGGUGGUUAUGAUGUCGUCGUUAUUGGUGUUAUCGCUUCCUAUUCUGGUAGCAAUCGGUGAUAUUUUGGUUCCUUGUGUUCUGAUUUCGAACUUUACCUGCGUUAGAUGCUACAGCUUCAAAGAGCAUCUGAAUAGAUACUCUUUUAGAAGUUCGUUGACCGAUAUUCCCGUGGUUUCAGUCGUCAGAUCUCUCAUAAUCACCUGUGUUUAUAUGAUCUGUGAUAGCCCUGUACUCUCACACGGACAGUAUCUUGGAACAGUGACAUUAUGCUCUGCCUUUUCAGUUCUCCUUUUAUCCAUUAAAGUCUGCAUUUUCACUGUUAAUUCACAACUUGAGGCCGAAGCUUCAUCAUCUCCUUCAAGACAAAGACUCCAUUUAAAGAAAUCAUGGGGGAUGCCUGUACUCUUUCUGUCUUCUGUCGUUUUUGCCCUUGGGCAUACAGUCAUCGCUUAUCGAGCAAGUUGCAGAGCAAGAAGAAAGCUCAUGCUUCACCGAAUUGACCCUGAAUCAGUUCUUUCAAGCAAACUUUUAUUUACAACUGGGUAUGCUAAAGUCCCAAGAUCACCAACACCUAGUGCUGGUAGAACACCAAAAAGCGACAGCGAAAUCAGAAGAAAACCAUUCGGAGGGCAAAAUCGGAAUGAUGGCGAACUUCCAGUUAGAUUCCUAUCAGACGUUGAUAGUCUAUUUAUGAGUUGCCAUGGUGUCACUCUUCACUACAAACUCACAAUGCCUAAUCCACCUUCACGUACUCUAUCCUCCACUCUACUCGAAAGACCUUCCAUAAACGUUAUCCCAAAAACACAAUAUCAUCUUCGAAGGAGUUACAGCAAUCAACUCCACACAUCUCCCCUUUAUGCCCCUCUAUUAGAUGGCACCACUUCCUCUUUAGAAGAAAUUCCCAUUUUUAGCCUUGAUGAGGGUACUAAUGAGAGUGUGAUUAGUAAAACUAAAAAACAUGUUUCUCAUUCACUCGAACAAGUUCCUGAAAUCAAUGGGCAAUUUGGGAUUGUAUUAGUGCAUGGAUUUGGAGGAGGGAUUUUCUCAUGGAGACAUGUUAUGGGUGUUUUAUCUCGUCAUGUUAAUUGUAUUGUUGCUGCGUUUGACCGACCUGGAUGGGGGUUGACUUCUAGACCAAAACGACAGGAAUGGGAAGCUAAUAAUUUACCUAACCCCUACAUGCUUGAUACACAGGUUGAUAUGCUUUUAACAUUCUGUAAAGAAAUGGGGCUUUCUUCUGUUGUUCUUGUUGGUCAUGAUGAUGGAGGUCUUCUUGCUUUAAAGGCUGCACAAAGAGUGAAAGCAUCCGGGAGUUUUAUUGAUGUGGAGAUAAAAGGUGUGGUGUUACUAACAACAAGCUUAUCAAGAGAAGUUGUUCCAGGGUUUGCUAGAAUUUUGAUGCGUACAUCUUUAGGGAAAAAACAUUUGGUUCGGCCUUUACUUAGAACAGAAAUUUGUCAAGUUGUUAACAGAAGAGCAUGGUAUGAUGCUACAAAGCUAACAACAGAUGUUUUAAGUAUCUACAAGGCACCACUAUGUGUAGAAGGUUGGGAUGAAGCAUUACAUGAGAUCGGAAGAUUGUCAUCUGAAACAAUUCUUUCACAACAAAAUGAAUCGUUGUUGGUGAAAGCAGUGGAGGAGUUGCCACUUUUGGUUGUUGCAGGAGCUGAAGAUGCACUUGUUCCUUUAAAAUCCAUUCAACUUAUGGCAUCCAAGUUUGUAAAUUCUAGAUUAGUUGCAAUAUCUGGAUGUGGGCAUCUGCCACAUGAGGAGUGUCCAAAGGCGUUGCUUGCAGCUGUAUUACCAUUUAUUACCAAACUGUUAAGCCAAUAGGGUGGGGGAUUUGUAAUAGGAGGAGGGAGAGGGUAUUUAAGUAAUUUGUUUGAUUUUUUUUUUUUUGGAGGGGUUUGGUUUUUAUUCACCUCAAGAGGUAGAGUCCAAAGUGGUCUUUCCUUUUGUGUAAUUUUGGUAACCUAGUUUCAACUCACGUACGUGUAAUUUGUUUACUCCUUUGUGAUUCAAAUUGUUUAUAACAG
This is a messenger RNA of Lactuca virosa, 2500 nucleotides long. The record is from the annotation of a GenBank genome assembly. NCBI's taxonomy places the organism in Eukaryota, Viridiplantae, Streptophyta, Magnoliopsida, Asterales, Asteraceae.